AUGCGUAACGCUACUCUAGGUCCGAACGCUAAUCCAAUGCCAUAUAUGACUCUUAUUAGUCUCAAGAACUUGCCGCACCCAGAUAACUCAGUGCAUCCAUCCUGGCGUGAUGCUCUCCUAUUCUGUGCCCCUGAUCGGAACUGGGACAACACCUCCCCACUAGCUGUAAUGAAGCAGCGUGUAGACUACGUAGAUGUACAGCAGCCUAUGCUUGAUGCAGCCACUCCUGGCGGUGGAUCUUAUGGUAAUGAGGUCAGCUGGAAACUAGAGAACUAG
Messenger RNA from Glarea lozoyensis ATCC 20868, 276 nucleotides. RefSeq names its product FAD-dependent isoamyl alcohol oxidase. Bases 1 to 276 code for a protein of 91 amino acids. The transcript has a single exon. Lineage: Eukaryota; Fungi; Ascomycota; Leotiomycetes; Helotiales; Helotiaceae. The record is from RefSeq and is a predicted model, not a curated record.